CCUGCGUCUCCCUCGGGCUGCGGCGGCGGCGAGCGGAGCCCGCGGAGGCUCGGGGCGGGCGCCGCAAUGUCUCAGGCUGUACAGACUAACGGAACUCAACCUUUAAGCAAAACAUGGGAACUAAGUUUAUAUGAAUUGCAGCGAACACCUCAGGAAGCAAUAACAGAUGGCUUGGAAAUUGUGGUGUCACCUCGAAGUCUACAUAGUGAAUUAAUGUGCCCAAUCUGUUUGGAUAUGUUGAAGAAUACUAUGACCACAAAAGAGUGUUUACAUCGCUUCUGUGCAGAUUGUAUCAUCACAGCCCUCAGAAGUGGGAACAAAGAAUGUCCUACAUGUCGGAAAAAGUUGGUUUCCAAAAGAUCUCUAAGGCCAGAUCCAAACUUUGAUGCUCUCAUCAGUAAAAUUUAUCCAAGUCGUGAUGAAUAUGAAGCUCAUCAAGAGAGAGUGUUAGCAAGGAUCAGCAAACACAAUAAUCAACAAGCUCUCAGUCACAGUAUUGAAGAGGGACUGAAAAUACAGGCUAUGAACAGGCUACAGAGAGGCAAGAAACAACAGAUUGAAAAUGGCAGCGGAGCAGAAGAUAAUGGGGACAGUUCACACUGCAGCAAUGCGUCCACUCACAGCAAUCAAGAAGCUGGGCCUAGUAACAAAAGGACCAAAACGUCAGACGAUUCUGGGUUAGAACUGGACAACAACAACGCCGCGGUGGCCAUAGACCCUGUCCUGGACGGCUCUAGUGAAAUUGAGUUGGUUUUCAGGCCUCACCCCACGCUGAUGGAGAAGGAUGAUAGCGCCCAGACGAGAUACAUAAAGACUUCUGGCAAUGCCACGGUUGAUCACUUGUCCAAGUACCUCGCUGUGAGAUUAGCUUUAGAAGAACUCCGGAGCAAGGGAGAAUCAAACCAGAUGAACCUAGAUACAGCCAGUGAGAAGCAGUACACGAUUUACAUUGCUACAGCUAAUGGACAGUUCACUGUACUAAAUGGUUCUUUUUCCUUGGAAUUGGUCAGUGAGAAGUACUGGAAAGUGAACAAACCCAUGGAACUUUACUACGCACCAACAAAGGAGCACAAAUAAGCUUUGGAAAGAUGGCUUUGAAAAUAAACUUUUUUUUAUAGCUCUGAUUUCUUUAAUAUUAAAGAUGCACCAUCAUUGUUUUCAUGGACAUAAUCUUGGAUUUGCGUUCAGUUUCCUUGCUGAGCCAGACUUGUUUACACUAUUAGAAUUCGUGUUUUGUUUGUUUUUUAUUUAAACUUUUCUUUUUCAAAGGGACUGAAUGAAGCUAUCCAGUGCAUUCUUUUGAAAUUAUUAUCUAACUUCUGUGUCUUUUCACUGAUGAAGCAGUGGAUCCAUUUGAGGCUCUCAUCUGGCAAAGGAAGGUUUAGUGGGCCUUCAUACUUAAUGGCAACCUUUACUUAAGUUUUUUUCCUCUCAAAAGUUUCUUAAAAGUAAAGAAUGUUAAAGUUGGUUUAUGGUGGUAUUUUUGCUAGCUAAGGCUAAGGGUAUAAUUGUGGAUUAAGCAUGAUUAGGCUUUUUUUUUUUUUUUUGAGGAGCAUAAAUAUUUAGUAUAUAAUCUCCUUCCUUAAGAUCUAAUUUAUUUAAUACAGUCCUAAGUGAAAUAGGUUUUCUAUUUCAUCUGAAGGUUAGGACUUAAUAAGUAUGCUUAAAUUUUUGUUUCAUGGGUUUCUCUUCAUUAUUUAAAACCUUGUUGCUAGCAUUUUUGUUUAAAAAUUGAUGUUCCUUAUUUUAGUGUCAAGCAGUGUCAUUUUAUUCACUUUUCUUCCUGUUCCAGCCUUAGAAUUCUUGCUCUAGUUAGUGAAUUACACAACUCAACAUUAUAAAGAGACACUGGUAUAAUAUUUGCAAAUCUUACUAGGCGUGGGAGUUAAAGUAGCCCUAAAUAGGUAGUUCUCAUAUAUAAAACUUAAGGGAUCACUUUUUUGAUCAUAACUGAAACAUCUUUUGUAGUCCCUUGUGACAGUCAUUUUUUUAUAGUAUUUGAUAACCCUCUUGUAAUACCAGAGAUUCUGGGAUAUACUUACUUGCACUUUAACCUUGAUUAAAAAAAUAAAUACUGUACUAUUUCAAUAAGAUGCCCUUCUUUUUUGUGGCUUUAAGUUUUGAGAACCACAUGACACUGACAGAAGGAAAACAAGGAUAUACUUUUUUGUAUGAAAAAGUUGUAUUAUUUUGUUUUCUAACUUUACCCCAGUGGUUGUUUUUUGGGUUUGGGUUUUUUGGUUAUUGUUGUUUUUUUUUUUUUGUUUUGUUUUGUUUUGUUUUGGUUGCUAGAGAAUAAUUUUUAACUCCUGUUGAGCCACAGAAAAGUAAGUUAAACCCACCCAGAACUUGAGCCCUGCUCUGCUAGAGUGCAGGAUGCUUUGCUAAAGGAAUAGUAGCACCACCUAAGAUGAAGCUGCACUUUGCUUAAUUUGGUGCUACUAUAACAUGAGGUACAGUGUUAGGUGUUUGGGGUGACAAGGCUUUGUACUGGUGGUCAAAAAUAAGAAGAUUCACAUGUUAUUUCUUAUUCCUGUCACACAUCCAGUUAUGUUUCUGAGUUUUUAGUGUUACAGUAUUUACAGAAUGUUAACAUUGACAAACCAAACUCUGUAAUGUUUUGAGAGGAAGAAAGGAAUCCUCUAUUUCCCUUGUAAUUAAAGCCUAAUACUUGUAAAUAUUGAGCCGUCUGUUUUGACAGUGGGGUCGGUUUUAAGUGCUUCAGCCCUACAUGAAAACUCAAUAGUUUUAUUAAAUAUUUUUUUUACCCUUUUUUUUUUCUAAUAUUUAAAACCUAUUUUUACAGUUUUUUGGUUUUUGUUUUUUUGGGGUUUUUUUGUAAUGUGCCAUGAAAUUGAGAGCCGCCAAAAUUAAGAGAAAUUUUGUAUUCAGUACUUUUUUUGGUGUAAUGUUCAGUUGUAUAUUAAUGCAUGUCCACUGACUAUAACCUGGGUUUUGUGAUAUAAAUACUUGGGUUUUGUUGGAAAAGUACUAGAUUAGUAGUUGCAUCAAAUAACUAAAUUCCCAUUGUGUGAUUUUUAAUAGAACUUUAGUCUUGAAGCAAAAGAGAUAUUUGUGAAUUUAAGCUGUGUUUAUGUUUAGAGAAUGUAUGUGUGUUCAUAUGUCAGUGUGGGAGAAUGUAAUCUCUUUACAUCAUUAGUGAAUUUAUUGACUGUUGUCCUUUACAAAAUAUAAUGUAAGCAUUUGAUAAA
This is a messenger RNA of Sarcophilus harrisii (Tasmanian devil), 3212 nucleotides long. It is a transcript of the gene RNF2, whose product is annotated as ring finger protein 2. Gene Ontology annotation, cellular component: PcG protein complex; ubiquitin ligase complex. The transcript has 7 exons. NCBI's taxonomy places the organism in Eukaryota, Metazoa, Chordata, Mammalia, Dasyuromorphia, Dasyuridae. The record is from RefSeq and is a predicted model, not a curated record. Gene Ontology annotation, molecular function: chromatin binding; ubiquitin protein ligase activity. The coding region runs from base 67 to 1077 and encodes 336 amino acids.